CCACGCCACAUUUCUUCGACGUUUAUUUACAGAUGAACACUUCCGGUUUCCGUGGAUUUCCCGUCGGAUCAGAGUGUGAUUAUAACAAAUCCGCUUCAUUUCUCGCCCUGAUGUUGUGUUUAUACACGUGAUAAAGUGGAUGAUUGCGGUGGGAGGUGAAGAAAUCCGCACUGCGCUCCGUGUGUGUGUGUGUGUGUGUGUGUAAAGUUCACGCGCUGCUUCCGGUCUGCUCAGUAAUCAAACAGGAAGAAGCGGUAAAUAAUGAAGGGGAGGAAAAGUCGCGCUAAACGAGCGAAACUCUCGCAUACACACACACACACUGCAGAGACACCAAAGAAGAGCCCGCACACUGGCAGAUUGAACACAGAGCUCUGUCGGUUGUGUCAUGGCUGGUUCUCAGCGAGGAAGCUGCGAAAGGCGUUUGGGACAUGGCCCAACCAGGACACGUGGUCUUCAUCAGCGGAACCUGCCGAGUCUGCUAACACGACACCACCACCACGCUUCUGCUCAGACUUCCAGCAGCUGCUGGGUGUGUCUGUGUGUCCCGACUCAACACUCUCACCGUACAUCUGCUCCGACUGCCACACCCAGUUCUACCAGUGUCACAGCAUCCUGCAGGCCUUCAGACACCGGGUCAACUCCACACCGUCACCCAACACCAGCAUCCAACACCAGCAUCCAACACAGUCAUCCAACACCACCACCAAGAGGUGCAGUUCAACACUGACACCAUUCACAGAUGAAACAGAUCAGUCCUCUCCACCCAUCACCUUAGACCCUCAGUGUCUGCUGCGCUUAGUGUCGUGGACUCAUGAGCACGCAGCGAGCUGCAGCUUCCCUCCCGGCCUGCAGGAGGUGAGGGAGAGGUGUGGAGGUGUUGUGAAGGUGGUGUGGCGCUGUGGGGAUGGACACUCCUACACCAUGGACACGGGCGUGUGGGAGAGACAUAGGGACAACACACACCCACAUAACCACCAACCAGUCACAAGCAGAGAAGAAAACUCCACCCACAGUCGCGUCCACGGCGAGGAGCCAGAUGGUGCUCAGUGCAGAGACCAGAUCCCAUCACCUGCUCAGCAUCUAGAGGACAGCGAGGUGUCUGAGAGGAAUUUCUCCAGCGAGGAAGAGGAAGAGACGAGGAAGAGCAGCUCAGAGGACAGUACACGUGCUCCAACAGACAAACAACUGAGCUCCAAGAAGAUGAGUAAAGAUGUGAAGAAACUGCAGCCUAAAGAGAGGAAGAAGCCUGGACCCAAACCUGGGUGGAAGAAGAUCAUCAAGUCAGAGCGAGAGGAGCUGCCCACCAUCUAUAAAUGUCCUCAUCAGGGUUGUACAGCCGUGUACAGAGGAGUGGACGGCAUGAAGAAGCAUGUGAAGGAGCACCACGAGGAGGUGAGGGAGCGGCCCUGUCCUCAUCCAGGCUGCAACAAAGUGUUCAUGAUCGACCGCUACCUGCAGAGACACGUCAAACUCAUACAUACAGAGGUCAGGAAUUAUAUCUGUGAUCAGUGUGGUCGGACGUUUAAACAGAGAAAACACCUGUCUGUGCACCAGAUGAGACACUCUGGAGCAAAACCACUGCAGUGUGAAGUGUGUGGAUUUCAGUGUCGGCAGAGGGCAUCUCUGAAGUAUCACAUGACCAAGCACAAGGCGGAGGCGGAGCUUGAGUUUGCGUGUAGCGUGUGCGAGAGACGCUUUGAGAAAGCACACAACCUGAACGUCCACAUGAGCAUGGUGCACCCACUGUUACAGGAACACAACACAAACACCAUCGACACCAGCUGAGAGCUGUAUGGCCUGAACACACACACACACACACACACACACACACGCACAGAGUUGAAUUGUAACUUUCAGUACAGACACAGUGACAGUCAGAUCAAAUCAGAAGUCCCUACACAUGUAGCAUGUUCAGGUGUGUGUAAGUACAUAUGAACCCAGUGUGACAUGUGACCCAUCAGGGAACAAGCAGCAUUUUAAUCCACUCUACAGCCCAAACUGACCUUUAUCACUGUUUUAUUGCAUUUCAUCAUGGUACAGAACACAGUCCAGUCCGUUUACUUCCUGUUUCCUGUUGCGCCCGUGUGCAAUGCCUUUGUGUGCCCUAUUCAAAUCACAUCUCUAUAAAUUACCCAGAAUCCUCCUGCAGUGAGUCCAGACACAGUGCUCUCAUCACGAGAGGUCCUUGGUGUUCAUCAGAGCUGAGAGAGCAGCUGCCACCUCGGGGUCAAGCUCCAUACACUCCGCCUCCACCUGAGAGGGAGAGAUUUCACACACACUUCAACUUCCCCCGAAGUCAAUACAUCAAUACUUAUUUGCUAAUAAGCUGGAGGUAUAAAAUCAGGGUUUCCAGGUGAUCCAGAAAUCCUGAAAUAUUCCUCACUAACCUAAAUCAGCACCAUUGUAUGAGCUUGUUAAACGUACCUCUGAUUAGUAUUACUGAGGUCAUUAAUAUAACGUAUAUCAUUUACAGACCCGCAGACCAGAAAAUAAAUAAAUAAACCUGACAAACUGCUGAAGGAAAAAAACAUGAACCUGGCAACAUGUAAUAUGGAUUAUUAUUAUCACAGUUAUUUAUUUAUUUCUACACUAACUCCUGUAAGACACAUGUAAUAGCACAACUUGAAGAAGUGCACAAGGAAAUAAAGCAAGAUGGGAAUAGGACAGAGGAAGAGAGUGCGUGUGUGUGUGUGUGUGUGUGUGUGUGUGAGGUUGUAAUCAAAUUCUUGUUUAUUAUUAUGAUCAGUGUAUAUUGAGGCAAAUGUUUUGUAAUAAACUGACACAACCCGUCA
Silurus meridionalis is the source of this 2792-nucleotide messenger RNA. It is a transcript of the gene znf276, whose product is annotated as zinc finger protein 276. Lineage: Eukaryota; Metazoa; Chordata; Actinopteri; Siluriformes; Siluridae. The record is from RefSeq and is a predicted model, not a curated record. Gene Ontology annotation, cellular component: nucleus; chromosome; kinetochore. Gene Ontology annotation, biological process: regulation of transcription by RNA polymerase II. Gene Ontology annotation, molecular function: chromatin insulator sequence binding; zinc ion binding.